CCCAGAUGAUUGCAUCUGGAGUGAUUUUCGGCAUUGGGAGCGGAUUUCAGGAGAUGGCGUAUGCCUGUAUUCAAGAAAUCGUGCCCAACAAAUGGAGAGUCUAUGCUGUUGGCGGCUUCGAACUCAUGGCCAUAACCUCCUUCCUUGGACCCCUCUGCGCCUUCGCCUUCAUCUCAAAGACCGCGCUAGGCUGGCGUGCCGCGUACUGGUACAUGUGUGGCUUCCAUGGGUUCUUCGGCAUCUUCCUCGCGCUCACGUAUUUCCCGCCUUCCUUCAAGACUAAGCAUCGCACCGACGGCAAGACAAAGUGGCAGCUAGUCAAAGAGCUCGACUUCGUAAGCCUCUUCCUCUUCAGCUUAGGGUGUCUUCUUUUCUUGCUCGGCAUCAACUAUGGCGGGAAGCAAUACCCUUGGAAGUCCGGUCACGUCAUCGGCCCCAUAGUCGUUGGGCUGCUCUCUUUGAUCGCACUGGGGUUCUGGUCCGCGUACGCCGAUCUCAAGUACCCGCUCAUGCCACGCCGGCUGUUUAAGAAGGUCAGACGGUUCACGAUGGUGUUAGGCGUGUGUUUCUGCGGUGGCAUGUUGUAUUACUCAAUGAACGUCCUCGGGCCCCGCCAAUCCCAACUUCUCUUCACCGGCUCCGACCCCAUCACCAAAGGCCUCUAUGCCGAGCAGAUCCCCCUCGGCACCAUCAUCGCCGGCCUGAUCGUGGUCUUCAUCUGUUCGCACCUCGGGCACGAGCGAUGGCAGCUCGUCUUCUUCGAAGUCUGCCAGACAGCGCUGAUCGGCUCGCUUGCGAGCAUUGGGUUAGAUGAUAAGAUCCAGGCGAUAUGUACGGUCGUGGCGCUGAGUUCGAUGGUGACGCCUCCGCAGUUGCUGAGCUUUACGAUGCUGAGUCUCGGGAUUGAUGAUCAGGUUGAUAUCGGUCUCGCUGUCGGCCUAGCUUCGACAUUCCGUCUCCUCGGCGGAGCCGUCGCUACCGCCAUCUACACCGCUAUUACGAACAAUGGUUUCGCAUCACACAUCGCUAGCACCGUCACUGAUAACGUCGCACCUAUUUACUCUUUUCCGUCCUCGUCCCUGCCCGCGUUGAUCAAAGCCGCGGCUCUUAACACCGCCGCUGCGUAUAAGCUAGUCCCGGGUAUCAACCCGCAGGUUAUUGCGGCAGCGCAGUCGGCGGUCAAGCAGGCGUAUGUGUCUGCGUUCCAUACGACGUAUUUGUCCGCGAUUGCAUUUGGGGGCUUGGCUAUUGUUAGUGCCAUUUUAACGAAGGAUACGGAUGUGAGGAUGAAGACGGGGAAUAGGGCUGUGCAGUUGGAGAAUGAGAAGGGGAGGAAAGAGGAGGAUGUUGAGGUUGCGGAGACUAAGGAGGUGGAGUCGUAGAGGAGGGCGGAUAGACGGGGCGAGAUAUGAGAGGGCUUCGGAGAGGCUAGAUAGGGAUACCAGCUGGAAUAAGCGAAGAUGUUCGAUCAUUGCCAGUGCUCCUGCCAGUGAGUGACGCGGAUUGAAGACCUCUUUCUCUGUAAGCCCCCAGCGUUCUUACUAGGUUCACUUAAAAACCCCUGAAUUUCAAUCGACGACUCAUAUCUCCCUUUGACUUUCCAACAUGCCCGAAAGCCCAC
Molecule: messenger RNA, 1621 nt
Organism: Mytilinidion resinicola
Lineage: Eukaryota; Fungi; Ascomycota; Dothideomycetes; Mytilinidiales; Mytilinidiaceae
Product: TRI12-domain-containing protein
Exons: 4
Coding region: 6-1382 (458 amino acids)
Biological process (GO): transmembrane transport
Molecular function (GO): transmembrane transporter activity
Source: RefSeq, a predicted model, not a curated record